This is a messenger RNA of Orbilia oligospora ATCC 24927, 753 nucleotides long. RefSeq lists its product as uncharacterized. Gene Ontology annotation, molecular function: structural constituent of ribosome; RNA binding. The record is from RefSeq and is a predicted model, not a curated record. NCBI's taxonomy places the organism in Eukaryota, Fungi, Ascomycota, Orbiliomycetes, Orbiliales, Orbiliaceae. Gene Ontology annotation, biological process: cytoplasmic translation; ribosomal large subunit assembly. The transcript has 3 exons. Gene Ontology annotation, cellular component: ribosome; cytosolic large ribosomal subunit. The coding region runs from base 1 to 753 and encodes 250 amino acids.
AUGUCGACGACAAAGACCUUCGGCUCCGGUUCCCGGGAAAUUCCUGCCAACAAGGCUUCGAAGUGGUACCCUACAACGGACGUUUCACAGCCAAAGAAGGCUACGACGACGACGGUGUCACUAUCGGUGACAUGGUUGGUUAUGAUGGAUAUAGAGAAACUGGAGGGACUGGAAGCAAUGAGAGCGCCGACAUAUGACGGAACACCGUGGCAAUCAUCAAUACACAAAAUUUGGGGUUUUCAGAGGACUAAUAAGUUGGAUUUUUCGAUAUCACAGGCUCGCAAGACCCAGCACCCAGCCAAGCUGAGGGAGUCCCUUGUCCCAGGAACCGUUCUCAUAAUCCUCGCCGGACGUUUCCGAGGCAAGCGUGUCGUCUACCUUAAGCCACUUGAGGAUGGUGUUCUCCUUGUCACCGGUCCAUUCAAGCUUAAUGGUGUCCCAAUCCGCCGCGUCAAUGCUCGUUAUGUCAUUGCUACCAGCACAAAGAUUGAACUCCCAAGCUUAGAUUUGGUCAAGUUUGAUGACAAGUACUUCGCUAAGGAGGAAUCCAAGAAGAGCGGAGAGGAGGAAUUCUUCGAUGCUGCUAAGGCUGCCAGCGAGAAGAAGACUCUUCCAGAGAACCGAAGCGCCGACCAGUCGGAGGUUGACAAGGCUCUCCUUUCAGUCAUCAAGCAAACCCCACAGCUUACUUCGUACUUGAAGUCCACCUUCAGCUUAAGCAAGGGUGACAGACCUCACCUCAUGAAGUGGUAG